AUGAGGAAGAGGGCCAGAGAAGAGAUUACCACAGUUCCAACCCUGUAUCAGGAAGCAGUUGCCCAAGAAGAUCCUGACGUGGUUCCUCACCUAUCAUCAUAUGCAAGCUUUAGCAGUGCCCUCUACCGACAUAGGAGACACACCAUACCAGCACUCCCCCAGACAAGAGGUGAUGUGGAACUUGAUGGGAAGUGGACAGAGACAGCUGAUGGCCAACCUUACCUGUUGUUUGCAGAUGGUGAAUACGACGAAAAGAUGCUAGUCUUUUCCUCUAUGGAUCAGCUGACUGUUUUGCAGUCAGCAGAUAACCUGUACAUGGAUAGUACAUUUUCAUCAUGUCCAUCCCUGUGGAAUCAGGUUUAUAUAAUUCAUGCCAGAAGAGGUUCGAAGACAUACCCCUUGGUGUUUGCCCUUCUUCCUGAUCGCCAGAGAACAACCUACUGCCGGCGUUUCCACAGGCUGACGGAAGAAGUACAGCAGAAGCUCAACAGAAUCCUCGCUCCUGCCUCCGUUCAGAUCGACUUUGAGCAAGCUGCCAUUCGAGCUAUCGAGACUGAGUUUCCUGCAGCCAAAGUGAGAGGAUGCUACUCUCACUUCAGCCAAGCCAUCUGGAGGAAAGUACAAGACCUUGGGCUUGCUGUCCAGUACCAGGGGGACCCAGACGUCAGACUCUGGGUCAGAAGAGCAUCAUCCCUGGCACUGUUACCAGAAGGUGAUGUGCAAGAUGCCUGGGUCGACGCCAUGGACACUACGCCAGAAGUAGACAACGCCCAGAGAUUUAAUGACUACAUUGUGACAACUUGGGUUGAUGAUGAUGCAAGAUUCCCCAUCCCUCAAUGGAAUCACCACCGCAACGUUGGGCCUCGAACAAAGAAUAAUCUUGAAGUCUUCCACUAUCGUAUGAACAAGACUCUGCCACACCAUCAUCCAAACAUCUAUCGCUGUGUUGAGCUGAUCAAGCAGAUUGAGAAGUCUGAAUCUGCCAAGAUGCGCCAAAUCGACUUCGGUGCUCCCUUCCAGGUAAGAAAGCGAGUGUAUCGUGAAAAAAGAAAACAGACUUGUCCGAUUGUGGGACCAACUUGA
Haliotis rubra (blacklip abalone) is the source of this 1083-nucleotide messenger RNA. RefSeq lists its product as uncharacterized. The transcript has a single exon. Lineage: Eukaryota; Metazoa; Mollusca; Gastropoda; Lepetellida; Haliotidae. Bases 1 to 1083 code for a protein of 360 amino acids. The record is from RefSeq and is a predicted model, not a curated record.